UGUUUUGUCUCAUAUCUCUUCAGCUAUUUUUUUUUCACCUACUUGGGAAAAUCAAAAAGGUUUAAGAUGAGCAUCACUGACAUCCUCAGCCCUUCUGAUAUUGCUGCUGCCCUGAGGGACUGCCAAGCCUUCGAUUCCUUCAGCCACAAAAAAUUCUUUCAGCUCAGCGGAAUGUCCAAAAAGAGCAGCAGUCAGAUCAAGGAUAUCUUCCAGCUCUUAGACAAUGAUCAAAGCGGCUUUAUUGAGGAAGAUGAACUCAAGUAUUUCCUCCAGCGGUUUGAGUGCGGAGCCAGAGUAUUAACUACUUCAGAAACCAAGACUUUUUUGGCAGCUGCAGAUCAUGAUGGGGAUGGCAAAAUUGGGGUUGAAGAAUUCCAGGAAAUGGUGCACUCCUGAAGGACUGAAGGCAACAGAGAAAGAAACAGAAAGGGAAGGGGAGAAUGAAUCUCCAAGGGAUGAUACUCUAAAACUCUCUAAAUCAGGGAGUCCCCUUGUUUAUUUAUUAAUCUUCACAGUGUCUGUUAUUUGUUUGCUGCUCUAAUGAGGUAUCAAAGCACCAGUUAAUAAUGAUUUUUGGUAAUGUGGACUAUCUUACCAUGUUCUAGGAACACAUUACAGCAGACACUGCCCUUAAAAUUAUCCAAUAAAAAUAAAUUUCUCAUC
Dermochelys coriacea (leatherback sea turtle) is the source of this 663-nucleotide messenger RNA. Its product is annotated as parvalbumin, thymic CPV3. Gene Ontology annotation, cellular component: cytoplasm; nucleus. The record is from RefSeq and is a predicted model, not a curated record. Bases 67 to 396 code for a protein of 109 amino acids. Lineage: Eukaryota; Metazoa; Chordata; Testudines; Dermochelyidae. Gene Ontology annotation, molecular function: calcium ion binding. The transcript is spliced from 5 exons.